This is a messenger RNA of Osmerus eperlanus (European smelt), 2172 nucleotides long. RefSeq names its product putative monooxygenase p33MONOX. Gene Ontology annotation, cellular component: cytoplasm. Lineage: Eukaryota; Metazoa; Chordata; Actinopteri; Osmeriformes; Osmeridae. The transcript is spliced from 8 exons. The record is from RefSeq and is a predicted model, not a curated record. Bases 173 to 1180 code for a protein of 335 amino acids.
CAGUGGCCUACACUGCUUUAGUCUGAGGGUAAAUCAUGUGUCCGUACAAUCUCCAGCGUCAGAGAUCUCUACCUCCCCAACCUUGUGCUCUGUUCUUGACGUCAUAGGAUCAAUAUUGCGGCAGACAGCAGCCUCUACCUCUACCCGCUCCCUGUCCUGGUCCGACGACAACAUGGGGUCAGGUCAAGGCGACACACCAGCCCUGGAGUCAGGGGUACCCUGCAGCCUGUUUGGGGCCAUUUCUUCCUCCAUGGGAAUGGCCCGGCACACCUUCACCUAUGAUGAGGCCCUGGACGCACCAAUGCACUCCCCACCCCCAGACGUGAGCUUUGGCUUUCUUUGGAAAGACCCAGUCAUCCCACAAAGAAAGUUCAAGAGGAUUGCAGAGGAGGAUGAAGGUUGGGCUUCCAGGGCUCAGCGAGGCCCGUUCGAGGCGAAACCCUCUGCUCAGCCUCCGUUCCCCGUGGUCAAGACCAAGGCCUCCUCUCUCGUGAACACGCUCAUGAUCAGGCAGACCCAGGAGACCCUCCUGAGGUUUGAGCACAGGGCGGGCCUGACGGAGGCUGGCUACUCCCCCCACAAGGGCCUGUCUGCAGAGGAGACACACUUCCACCGCAUGGCCGAGGGGCCCAUGCAUAAGUUGAGAGUGCCCAUUGGGGACAAGGAGGAAAGGCUUUCAACAUCAGCUCAAUCCACCCCUUCUGUCACCCCCUGUGUAACUCCCUCAGUCACCCCCUGUGUAACUCCCUCAGUCACCCCCUGUGUCAGCCCCUGCACCAGCCCCUACGCCUCUCCAGCACCCAACCGCAGGAACUGGUUCAGCCUGAGCCCUGCACCCUUCCUUGUCACCCCAGAACUCACCAGUGCCAACCCAGCAGACAUGGGAGGAAACGAGGGAGGACGAGGAGGAGCGGAGAGGUGGAGCUUGUUUGGAACACGGUCCUCCACCGACCCAGGCUCCGAGACCAACACAGGCUUCUCACUGCAGUCCUACUUUGGCCUUCCCAAGUCCACCACCAUGGACUCCAUCAAGACCCAGGUCAGUCUCAUGGUGGACGACCCGUCCAACUUCAACCCCCCCAAGAUCGAGAUCUCUGGCAUCGACGCUCAGAGAGUCGCCCAGCGACCUCACAAACUCAAGCCUAGAGACAUGAACGUUCUCACCCCAUCUGGUUUCUGAUAGGUGAUCCUCCUUCCCUGUUCCCCCCCCCCCCUCUUUCCUCACACCACCUCACCCUUUUCCAGUAACAGAUGCAGAGGCCUUGGGCUCUCUCUGAGAUGCCUCAGAUGCUCGUGUCUAGUGAGAAUACCUCCCCAUCCCUAAGUUAGGUCUGAUUCAUCCAGCCCCUGGAGCUUUUCUCCACACCAAGAAUCAGCAGGUUCUGCUGGUCUGACAGGCUGAUCCUGUUCCACAAUGCAGCUUCAGAAAUAGAGUAGAGUGUUCAGGUUCGAGUUCAAAUCCCUUGAAACUGUCGUUGUGGAUCACCUCCCCCAUGUUCCUCUGACGUGGGAGACAGACAUCCAUGGUCUGACGUCUCACAGGGUUCCCCGCUUUGUAAAACUGCCACAGUUAUGUAACCCACUGUCACUAGUACUGUAUAGCACAGACAGACACACACAGACCAAGACAGACACACAGAUACAAGCACAGCAUAGCACCAACCAUGUCAAUCUAGUUACCACAAUCUUGUAUCUGGUGAAGUCUUACAGAUUUUUCCAAGUGUGUUGUAUUUCAGUUUGCUCCCAGCUUGUACUUUAUUUGAAGGCAGUGUGGUCUUUGACUGUGGCUAUGCUUGCUCUUCACUGGCUACUGAUGACUCAGUUUAAUAUUAUUUUAUAUUUAAGGGAGCAUCUUAAUAGUAUUAGCUAGUAAGUAAAUUGAUGAGUGAGUGUCUUUUUGCUAAUAUGGAAUGAAUUGAGGUUUGUAUUUCAAAAGCAUUUGACUGAUCUGCUUGAAAUAAUUUUGUGUAAUGUGUUUUUUUUUUGUCAUGUUGUGUUCCUAUCUGAUGCAAGAAAUUGAGUCUUAAGUGGUCAUUUGAGAUGUUUUUAUACUUUUUAUUUGAGCUUUUUUGUUUUUGUGUUAAAUGUUAAUGAAUUUUAGUAAUGAAUUGCUAAAUGAAUUCUGCUGGUCUCAUUGACCUAAUUUGUAAAUAAACCUGACAUUAACAUGUC